Vitrella brassicaformis is the source of this 2813-nucleotide messenger RNA. Lineage: Eukaryota; Vitrellaceae. The record is from the annotation of a GenBank genome assembly.
GGGGGACCGCCUGCUUCCACUCUUUGAUAUCCAACUUCGCACAGAUCUGACGAGGCGAAGCCGUGGCGUGAGAAUGGCAUCGUCUGGAGGGCUCAGCAACCUGUACCUUGUCAAAUGGAAGUCAGCAAAGCAUCCAUCGCCUUCACUCCUCACUCUCCUGCGCGCAAAGGUCAGUCAGCACACCGAGCGCAUUUGAGCAGAGAGGCUCUCUUGAAAUGUGUGUGUGACUGUGACUGUGUCUGUGGGUGUUUGUGUGUGGUGUGUGGUGUGUGGUGCAGUCGCCGUCUGACCUGCGGAUGCGGAUCCCUCGCGAGUUUGACUAUGCCGGCGACCACAUAGAGUUCCAGGAAUACAACGGGCCUCUCGCCCUGCACUUCGACGUAUGACAUGACAUUAGGGCGCACUGACUGACCACACACCGUGACUGACACACGCGCGCCCCUUCUGUGUGCUGUGCUGUGCUGUUUGUUAGGUCGAGUCGCCCCUCGACAAGCACCCCGACUUCAGCAUCGACAUGCGGCCGUCGUCCUUGGCCCACGACAUCGCCUUGCUCUUCAACGACCCCACCACGAGCGACUACACCUUCUCCGUCGAGGGCCGCCGCAUCUACGUCCACAAAGCCGUCAUCUCGGCGCGAUGCGACACACUCAAGCGGCAGAUCUUCUCGGGCGGCAGCAAAACCACAGCCGGCAAGGGCACAGUGGUGGGCGACUGCUCGUACAGCGUGUUCUACCAGUUUCUGAGGUACCUCUACUACGACGACGUCGAGCCCUUUGAGUGGGACCUGCCGUGCAUCCUCGGCGACCAGACAGCGACAGGGACAGGCGGCGAGGGGGGCGGUGGAAGCGAGGCUCUGGAGCACUACGUGUGCCUGCACACGCUGGCGGGGGUGUACGGGCUGAAGAGAUUGCGGGAGCGGGUCGAGCAGCGGAUGUGGGACAUGAUCAAGGUCUUCAUCGCCAAGUGGUGCCAGAUCGACCUGGGGAGCCUGGGAAUGGGCGUGAGCAAGGGCAUGGCCAGCGGACUCGACAAGGCGGCCAGGCGGACCCGCAAGGGCACACGAGCUGCCGACGGCAGGGCUGACGCGGCACAGAUGGCCGUCGAGGUGAGUGAGGCCUCGACGCCCACGUGCAUCAACACCCAUCCAUUUCGUGUGUGCGUUGUGUCCUGCCGUGUGCAGAUUGACGAGGCCUCGUCUAUGCCUCCCCCACCCCCUUUGUUCGAUGACCCACCCACGGCAGUAGAGGCAACAGCCGCACCCAAGACAGACCCAGCACUAGCACCAUCACCAGCACCAGCACCAGCGCAUUCGGUUGGCCUGGUGGUCAAUGUCGGUCGCGGCAUCGCUCUCAAGCGGCGGAGGCGGCACAUGGUGGAGCUGAUCGAGGCGCUGCUGGGGUACUGCUCGUUCGCAAAGGCGUUUGAGCUCAAGGGGCUGCUCCUCUGCUGCCUCGCGCUCAACGAAUCGGUGGGUGGAAUAUGGGUGGGGGGGAGGGGUGUGGAUCAUGUGUGUGUGUGUGUGUGUAGUUGUGGGAGUGGGUGUCGCCUUCGGUCAAGAGCGAGGCCGCCCAGGUCAUCGGCGACAGCCCCGGCUACCUCAGGCUGCCCGAUCCCAUCGUCAGAUACGUCUACCCGUAAGCAGCUGCACACACACACACUCACACACAGGGCACACACACUCACACACAUAACUCCCCGCUACUCCACUCCACUGCAUUCGAUUCGCGUGCUCUCAUGUGGCUGCUCACAUUUCUGUGUAUCAGUGGCCACAAGGGCGGCUCGCCAUGGGAGUCCAUCGAGCUCAAGUAUGUCUGUGCUCCUUUCUCUCUGAUGUUCGGCCCACUGUCUGUCUGUCUACAGAAUGGUCGACACAAAGCCCCACUUGUCAGGCGGCACUGCGGCACCCUGCGGCACAACCAGCAAGGAUGCCGCAGGUGGCCGGGGCGAGAGCUCCUCCAUGAAGGAGCACUUCGUCAAGUUUCUAUAUCCCCGAUUCUUCCGCACCCUCAAGAAGCACCGCGAUCUCGCCAUCCAGGCACAGCAACAAGACCACCGGCAAAGAGGCCGCCGCGUCAAGUCCGCCGACGACUCGCGCAGCGACCCGUCGCAGUCGGGCGGCUCGGGCGGCUCCCUGGGCGACUGUGAGGUGUCGGAUGAGUCAAGCGGGACAUCGCCCCCCUCUAUGCCGUCUGACGAGCCACAGCAGACACAGGUGCAGACGGCCGUGGCAGGGGGCGGUGAUGUGUCGACGAAUGACACCACACAGGAUGGGGCGAGCAGCAAGGGGGGGACGGGGAGUGCGAGUGCGAGCGGGGUGGAGGGGGAGGGGGGAGGCAAGAGGGCUGCGGCAAACAGGGGGACGAAACGGUCAGCACUCACUCACUCACAGGGAAUGCUGUUUGACAGGUCAACCUAUGAGUCAUCUUUGACGUCUGUGUGUGCUUGUGUGCGUGUUUCAUCAGGGUGAUGGUGUGGGAGGCCCUCGAGCAAGACCUGAAGCGCGCCCGCCAUCAGGACGAGGCAGCCCUCGCGGCAGCACCACAACCACCAUCACAACCACAACCCCCAGCACCAGCAACAGCAUCAGCAGCAGCAGCAGCGGAUCAGCCCCCCCAGCCGAUGGACGUCGAUGCACCGCCGUCUAUCCAAGUGACGCCCCCGCCACCACACGGCCAGGACCACUUCCCAGUGCCGCCGUUGCCACCGGCUCUUGUGCAGGCCAACGAUAAGAAGGGAUGAGGGACGAGGGAGGGAGGGAUUUGAGGAAUUUUUGCCUCUUGUUGGCUGGGUGAAAUGUUGUCCGUCCUAGCGAG